Amoebophrya sp. A25 is the source of this 650-nucleotide messenger RNA. The record is from the annotation of a GenBank genome assembly. NCBI's taxonomy places the organism in Eukaryota, Dinophyceae, Syndiniales, Amoebophryaceae.
AUGUGGCUUCCGAUGAGGAAGCUCAAUAUACGAGAAAUGUUCGCAACAUAUUAUGGCUCGCUAAAAGAGUCUUUAUCUUUUAACUUGUGACUCUGGCUCAGUGAUACUGAUUAUGCGAACGCGUAGCCUUGUAGUUGUAAGGGAAAGCGAGGAACUGUAACAGAACAGGCGAGAGCACUUGUGAUUAUUCCUAGACUCACUGAUCAGGUAGCAAGAUAAGAAAAAAGUUGCUCUUCUUUUGAUGUGUCUACUGGGUAUCGUGGCAAUUAUUUCCCGAGGUAGCCUAGUUCUUUGUAGCAUCAAUCGAUAAACAGCACCUUGUUGCUUUUAGCGUUGACCUUUUAAUACUAGCUUGCUGGUUCUUGAGGUCAUUGAAAAAUGCAAUUAAGACAGCCUUUACCUCCAAACUGCUCUAAUAUUCCGACGGUCGGAUCCCGCACGCGACAGCUCCAUUUUUCGAAAAAAACAUUGGAAAUAAGCAGAAGGACCCGAAGCAUCCGCUUCAUGGCAUAGACUUGAAAGGACGAAUCCCGAUCGAUAAAGAAGACCUGGUCUACCAAUUUUCUGUGGACAAUUACACUGUUAUGGUGCCGCUUUCUGAGCCUACAUAUUUAUUAAUGUAGACAUAGACGACAGCCUCCCUUCUUUAC